UUAAAUAAGAAAAAGGGGUGUCUAAAACUAAUUUACUCCUAAUGGUAAGUUGGGCCCAAGUCCAAAAGGAAAAGAGGUGUUAGAAAGGAAAACAAUAGCUGCCAAAAGCAAUUCAAACAUAAGACCGGACUGGGCCUAAGCCCGAAAGAAAAUGGGGUGGUGCAAAGGAAACAAUGGGUGUGCAAAGGAAACAUAUUUUUGUUUGGCCCAGAAUGGGCCCAAUUCCACUACCCUAAACCCAUCAGGGUUUCCUCAGCCCCCAAAACCCUCAGAAGGGUUCCCAUUCGACCCCAUCCUCCAGCACGAACACCAGGUGACCCCCAAACCAACAGUUCCCAAUCCGGCCACCACAACGUCACAAUUCCUAGAGUUUCCUUCUCGUUCUUGGCUAGCAAACUCCGAAGCCACCGUCUCAGCCGCCGAUUCCUCCGGCCAGCCGCCGCAACGACCCUCCGACUCCAUCCACACCUUCGCCUCCACAUGAUAGCCACCGUCUCCGGCCAUUGUGAGUCACGGCCUGAAAUUCCAACGACGGCGCUAACCACUACCAUGUCGUCAGCUGCUCACGCACUCGCCCCACUCUUCCUCCACCGAGUUAAUGGCCGCUAUCGGCAACUUUGCCCAUCACCGGGAAGUUUAACGGCGUCAAGGCAACUCUCCUCUACUGUCACUGUCACCCCGAACCUUCCGUUCAACCAAACUGCCCACUACCGCGUAACCCCCUGUUUCACUGAAACACCAUUUCCUACUUGGCUGCGCGUUCUUGCUAUUCAUGGGACCCUGUUUUGGUUAUUGGUGGGUUUGGGGUUCAUGCAAGAAGAAGGGUAUAGUGUAAACAGGAGUAGAAUGUAUAUGGGUGACUGUUCUGUAGCUUUAGAGACUAAUAUUUCUGGGAGAAAGGUUGGAUGUACAUGGUGAAUGUGUAGUCGGAGUGAUGUUGGUGUCUAGUGACCAGUGAUCAUAACCAGCGAAAAUGGAGAAAGAAGAUGAUACAUAUAUUAUGAUGUUCUCGAAUAGAUCAUUGAAAAUUAUAAUAAUAUGCAUUGUCAAACAUUAGAAGUCUGUAUAUCAUGCAUCCAUUAGAAUAAUGAACU
Vigna radiata var. radiata (mung bean) is the source of this 1094-nucleotide messenger RNA. RefSeq lists its product as uncharacterized. The record is from RefSeq and is a predicted model, not a curated record. The coding region runs from base 481 to 918 and encodes 145 amino acids. NCBI's taxonomy places the organism in Eukaryota, Viridiplantae, Streptophyta, Magnoliopsida, Fabales, Fabaceae. The transcript has 2 exons.